Messenger RNA from Vespula vulgaris, 574 nucleotides. It is a transcript of the gene RpL35A, whose product is annotated as 60S ribosomal protein L35a. Gene Ontology annotation, cellular component: cytosolic large ribosomal subunit; ribosome. Bases 95 to 535 code for a protein of 146 amino acids. The record is from RefSeq and is a predicted model, not a curated record. NCBI's taxonomy places the organism in Eukaryota, Metazoa, Arthropoda, Insecta, Hymenoptera, Vespidae. Gene Ontology annotation, molecular function: structural constituent of ribosome. The transcript is spliced from 4 exons. Gene Ontology annotation, biological process: cytoplasmic translation; ribosomal large subunit biogenesis.
UUGGUUCGGUCGGUAAAAUCAAAUUUUUGUUGAAAAUAUCUUCGCCAGAGGGUCAGAGUUUCCUGUUUCUUUUAGUUCAUGAUAAAUAUCCGAAAUGGCAGACACAGUUGCAGCUCCUAAAUCUAAAACAAAGGCUUCGAAGAAGCCAGUAGAAAAGGCUUCAGAACCUGUUCCUUUGAAAAAGAGGCCUUUUAAGAGACAUGGACGUCUUUAUGCAAAAGCUAUUUUUACUGGUUACAAGCGUGGUCUUCGUAAUCAACAUGAACAUACUGCCCUUUUAAAGGUUGAAGGCGCUAGAACAAAAAGUGAUUCCGAUUUCUAUAUAGGAAAGAAAUGUGUUUAUGUAUACAAAGCUAAGAAUAGGACACCUGUUCCUGGAAAGACAACAAAGAAAACAAAAGUAAGAGCUAUUUGGGGUAAAGUAACACGUCCUCAUGGUACUAGUGGUUCAGUUCGUGCUAAGUUUAAAAGAAAUUUACCAGCCAAGGCUAUGGGUCACCGCAUUAGAAUUAUGCUGUAUCCUAGCAGAGUAUAAAUUCAUACAUAAAUAAAUAAAUACCAAUUUGGUUUAUAA